Prionailurus viverrinus (fishing cat) is the source of this 2637-nucleotide messenger RNA. RefSeq names its product glutamate metabotropic receptor 6 (gene GRM6). Bases 1 to 2637 code for a protein of 878 amino acids. The record is from RefSeq and is a predicted model, not a curated record. Gene Ontology annotation, molecular function: adenylate cyclase inhibiting G protein-coupled glutamate receptor activity. Lineage: Eukaryota; Metazoa; Chordata; Mammalia; Carnivora; Felidae. Gene Ontology annotation, biological process: regulation of synaptic transmission, glutamatergic; G protein-coupled glutamate receptor signaling pathway. The transcript has 10 exons. Gene Ontology annotation, cellular component: membrane.
AUGGCCAGGCCGGGGAGCGCCCGGGAGCCGCCGCUCCUGGCGCUGCUGCCGCCGCUGUUGGUGCUGGUGCAAGCGGGCGCGGCGGGCGCGGCGGGCUCGGUGCGCCUGGCAGGCGGCCUCACGCUGGGCGGCCUGUUCCCGGUGCACGCGCGGGGCGCUGCGGGCAGGGCGUGCGGGCAGCUGAAGAAGGAGCAGGGCGUGCACCGGCUGGAGGCCAUGCUGUACGCGCUGGACCGCGUGAACGCCGACCCUGAGCUGCUGCCCGGCGUGCGCCUGGGCGCGCGGCUGCUCGACACCUGCUCACGGGACACGUACGCGCUGGAGCAGGCGCUGACCUUCGUGCAGGCGCUGAUCCAGGGCCGCGGCGACGGCGACGAGGGGGCAGUGCGCUGCCCCGGAGGCGUCCCUCCGCUGCGCGCCGCGCCCCCCGAGCGGGUCGUGGCUGUCGUCGGCGCGUCGGCCAGCUCCGUCUCCAUCAUGGUCGCCAAUGUGCUGCGCCUGUUUGCGAUACCCCAGAUCAGCUACGCGUCCACAGCCCCUGAGCUCAGCGACUCCACACGCUAUGACUUCUUCUCCCGAGUUGUGCCACCUGACUCGUACCAGGCCCAGGCCAUGGUGGACAUCGUGAGGGCGCUGGGAUGGAACUACGUGUCCACACUGGCCUCCGAGGGCAACUAUGGCGAGAGUGGGGUUGAGGCCUUUGUGCAGAUCUCCCGGGAGGCUGGGGGGGUCUGUAUUGCCCAGUCCAUCAAGAUUCCCAGGGAACCAAAGCCAGGAGAAUUCAACAAGGUGAUCAAGAGACUAAUGGAGACGCCCAAUGCCCGGGGCAUCAUCAUCUUUGCCAACGAGGAUGACAUCAGGAGGGUACUGGAGGCCGCACGCCAGGCCAACCUGACGGGUCACUUCCUAUGGGUCGGCUCUGACAGCUGGGGAGCCAAGACCUCACCCAUCCUGAACCUGGAGGAUGUGGCCGUGGGGGCCAUCACCAUCCUGCCCAAAAGGGCUUCCAUAGAUGGAUUUGACCAGUACUUCAUGACCCGCUCCCUGGAGAACAACCGCCGGAACAUCUGGUUUGCCGAGUUCUGGGAAGAGAAUUUCAACUGCAAACUGAUCAGCUCAGGUACCCAGUCAGACGACUCCGCCCGCAAAUGCACAGGUGAGGAACGCAUCGGCCGGGACUCUACCUACGAGCAGGAGGGGAAGGUGCAGUUUGUGAUCGAUGCUGUCUACGCCAUUGCCCACGCCCUCCACAGCAUGCACCAGGCACUCUGCCCGGGGCUCACGGGCCUGUGCCCCGCGAUGGAGACCACCGAUGGGCGGAUGCUGCUGCAGUAUAUUCGAGCUGUCCGCUUCAAUGGCAGCGCGGGGACCCCGGUGAUGUUCAAUGAGAACGGGGAUGCGCCCGGGCGCUAUGACAUCUUCCAGUACCAGGCGGCCAACGGCAGUGCGGGCAGCGGCGGCUACCAGGCCGUGGGCCAGUGGGCAGAGACUCUCAGGCUGGACGUGGAAGCUCUCCAGUGGUCGGGAGACCCCCGCGAAGUGCCUGCGUCCCAGUGCAGCCUCCCCUGUGGGCCCGGUGAGCGGAAAAAGAUGGUGAAGGGAGUCCCCUGCUGCUGGCACUGUGAGGCCUGUGACGGGUACCGCUUCCAGGUGGACGAGUUCACGUGCGAGGCCUGCCCCGGGGACAUGCGGCCCACGCGCAACCACACGGGCUGCCGCCCCACGCCCGUCGUGCGCCUGACCUGGUCCUCGCCCUGGGCCGCGCCGCCACUCCUGCUGGCCGUGCUGGGCAGCAUGGCCACCACCACCGUGGUGGCCACCUUUGUUCGGCACAACGACACGCCGAUCGUCCGCGCCUCGGGCCGCGAGCUCAGUUAUGUGCUGCUCACCGGCAUCUUCCUCAUCUACGCCAUCACCUUCCUCAUGGUGGCCGAGCCCGGCGCGGCAGUGUGCGCCGGCCGCAGGCUCUUCCUCGGCCUGGGCACCACGCUCAGCUACUCGGCCUUGCUCACCAAGACCAACCGCAUCUACCGCAUCUUCGAGCAGGGGAAGCGCUCCGUCACGCCGCCGCCCUUCAUCAGCCCCACCUCGCAGCUCGUCAUCACCUUCAGCCUCACCUCCGUGCAGGUGGUGGGAGUAAUGGCAUGGCUGGGGGCCCAGCCCCCACACAGCGUGAUUGACUACGAAGAGCAACGGACCGUGGACCCAGAGCAGGCCAGAGGGGUGCUCAAGUGCGACAUGUCGGAUCUGUCCCUCAUCGGCUGCCUGGGCUACAGCCUCCUACUCAUGGUCACAUGCACAGUGUAUGCCAUCAAGGCUCGCGGUGUGCCCGAGACCUUCAAUGAGGCCAAGCCCAUCGGCUUUACCAUGUACACCACCUGCAUCAUCUGGCUAGCUUUUGUGCCUAUCUUCUUUGGUACCGCCCAGUCAGCUGAGAAGAUCUACAUCCAAACCACCACACUGACUGUGUCCUUGAGCCUGAGUGCAUCGGUGUCCCUCGGCAUGCUCUAUGUGCCCAAGACCUACGUCAUCCUGUUCCACCCGGAGCAGAAUGUGCAGAAGCGGAAGCGAAGCCUCAAGGCGACCUCCACAGUGGCAGCCCCACCCAAGGGCGAGGACACGGAGGCCCCCAAGUAG